Molecule: messenger RNA, 363 nt
Organism: Aspergillus calidoustus
Lineage: Eukaryota; Fungi; Ascomycota; Eurotiomycetes; Eurotiales; Aspergillaceae
Source: the annotation of a GenBank genome assembly
AUGGGCGUAAGCUUGUUCUACGCACAUGUCCUCUUCCACCGUCGCCUCUUGAAUCCGCCUGGCCCGCCGUCCAAGUUCCACGACCUAGCUGUAACAAACAUCAUCGAGAUGACGAAGAAACAAUACGAGUCGGAUCCACGGCUCAUGCGUCGACUGCACUGGCCAAUUUUGAUGGCAGCGAUCGAAACAAAAGAUGCCUCUCAUCGCGAAUGGCUGCAAGAUCGUCUUACCGAUCUGCGUCAAUUCCAUUCGGAGUAUCUCUGGGCGAGUGAGAUUGCAGAUGAGAUUCUCUCCCGACAGGAUGCGAGCAACGGCAUCUACGCCGACGUAGCGGCAUUGCUGCGACAACGCUCGGGUAGAUGA